This is a messenger RNA of Aspergillus wentii DTO 134E9, 1218 nucleotides long. Its product is annotated as COP9 signalosome complex subunit 6. Gene Ontology annotation, cellular component: COP9 signalosome. Gene Ontology annotation, biological process: protein deneddylation. NCBI's taxonomy places the organism in Eukaryota, Fungi, Ascomycota, Eurotiomycetes, Eurotiales, Aspergillaceae. The transcript is spliced from 3 exons. The record is from RefSeq and is a predicted model, not a curated record. Bases 1 to 1218 code for a protein of 405 amino acids. Gene Ontology annotation, molecular function: protein binding; metallopeptidase activity.
AUGGCAGAUCAGCUGGGCUCUCUCGUCUCCCAAAAGUCGUCUGAUUCCGGACUCCAUAUUCAACUCCACCCGCUGGUUCUCCUCACUAUCUCCGAUCACAUCACCCGCCAUGCGGCACGAUCUCAGCAAGGUCCAAUAAUCGGAGCUCUCCUGGGUGAACAGAACGGCCGUGCGAUAACUCUUGAACAUGCAUUUGAAUGUCUUGUUGAGCAAGGCUCGAAUGGUGAAGCACAUAUACCGCAGAAUUGGUUUUUAGAGCGAGUGCAACAAUUCAAGGAUGUACACAAAGUACCUGCCCUCGAUCUUGUUGGAUGGUGGUCAACUGCCCCGCCAUCCGGUCCAAACGCCUCUCAUCUUCCGGUCCAGCGUCAAAUCCUCCAGAACCACAAUGAAUCCGCAGUAUUUCUCGCGUUUCACCCAUCACAACUCCAGAAAGAAUCACCCAAUGGAGCCAAGCUUCCUUUGACCGUUUAUGAGAGCGUUUAUGAAGGGGAAAAUGCCGGUGAAGGCGACAAGACCAUGCAGGUGGAUGGCGAAGAACAGUCACUGAACAUCCGGUUUCGGGAGCUGCCAUUCUCCGUUGAGACUGGUGAGGCAGAGAUGAUUGGAAUGGACACGAUUGCUAGAACUGGGAGAAACGCCGCUGCCAUCGAGACACCGAGUGGGGGCGCACCGCAGCAAACAUCGAAGAAUAAGAAAGACCGCGGUAGCAAAGAAGAAUCGUCCGCAGACUCAGACUUGCUUGCUCCUGAAGAAGAAGAACUGAUCGCCAACCUGAACACGCGAUUGAACGCAAUCCGAACCCUUGAAUCCCGGAUUUCCUUAAUCAAGUCAUAUCUCUCUAGUAUAUCCUCAUCAUCCAAAGAUGAGGCUGGCCAGGGCGACUCUACAGAGCCUGCUACGCCAGCCCUAUCCCACCCGACUCUCCGCAAUAUUAAUUCCCUUAUUACCCAUCUCUCCCUCCUCAACCCCGAAGAACAAAGUGACUUUUCGGCCGAAAUGCUGGCGCAACACAAUGAUGUGUUGCUAGUCUCUCUGCUUGGGCAACUAGGUCAAAGCAUCAAGGGUAUGCGCGAAUUGGGAAAAAAGUCCGCUAUUGUACAGAACGUGAGACAGAGCGCGGCAUCACGCGGCAAGCAGCUCGCGAUGCAGAGUCGAUUCGAUAGCGAGUACUUCACAGGCCGUGAUGCAGCGGCUAAUGGGGGGAUGUACACUUGA